Messenger RNA from Medioppia subpectinata, 4153 nucleotides. Lineage: Eukaryota; Metazoa; Arthropoda; Arachnida; Sarcoptiformes; Oppiidae. The record is from the annotation of a GenBank genome assembly.
AUUGAGUGAUGUUUGACUGUUUGACUGCAUUGCUGUUUACACUUACAUAUUGUUAUGUUUUCUCAUGAAUGUCAACAAAGAUCUAUUGAAAAGUGAUUUCAUUAUUUGAAUACAUUAUUCAACUCGAGUCCAAGUGAUGUCCAUUGAGUCAGAUAUCAAAUCGUUUAAUUCAGACAAUGAAGAGGUGGCCGAAGACAAGAGGCCGUCAGUGAACGAUGUGUUGGGAAUGAGUGCCGGCGUUCACAACACCAUUGAACACAUGCUGUCCACUGAAGACCCGCUCGACAAACAAGACUUCAAUGCCGUCGAGUAUAUCAACGCAUUGUUCCCAUCGGAACAGUCGCUCUCUAACAUCGAUGAUGUCUUAAACCGCAUGAAACAGAAGAUUAGACAAUUGGAUGAAGAGAUCCGAGUUGUGGUUCGCGGACAGAAUAAUGUGGAGCUCGAGGGGAGGGAGGCGUUAGAGUCGGCCCGUAAUGUCAUCACACAAUUGGCGAACCGUAUCCUUGAGAUCAAAGAACAGGCAAAACAAUCGGAACAAAUUGUCAAUGAAAUCACGUGUGAUAUCAAACAAUUGGAUAACGCGAAGAGAAAUCUGACCACUUCUAUCAUUAUGUUAAAUAAUUUACAUAUUUUAGUCGAGGGAACCGAUCGAUUGCAAGAGGCGACGAAGAAGAGACAAUACGGACAGUCGGCGUCAAUACUUCAAGGAGUGAUGGAUGUAUUGAAACAGUUUGAAAGGCACCGACAUAUCCCUCAAAUCAAUCAAUUGGCAGAACAGGUAGAGUCCAUACGAACACAAUUAGGACAACAAAUUCUUGAAGAUUUCCGCAAUGCGUUUGAGGGCACGAACGCCAAGAACUCAUUCUCUCAAAACCAGUUGCAAUAUUUGGCCGAAGGAUGUCUUGCGGUCGCAAUACUCGACCCUAAGAUCAAACGGGAGUUAUUGUCCCGUUUUGUAGACAUAGAACUCUCCGAAUAUAAAGCAUUAUUUCAAGAGAAUCAGGAGAUCUCAUGGCUCGACAAAAUAGACAAACGUUUUAAUUGGAUUAAAAAACAUUUGGUAGAGUUUGAGGAGCGUUUCGGACGUAUGUUUCCUCCCAAAUGGGAAGUCAGUGAAUGCAUUGCCGUUGAGUUCUGCAAAAUAACGCGCAAAGAAUUGGCUAAAGUUAUGACAAAUCGAGCCCAAGAAUUGACUGUAAAUCUUCUGUUGUCCGCCAUUUCUAAAUCGACAGCAUUUGAGAAGUUAUUGUCUCAAAGAUUUACUGGAAUUACUUUAAGAGAGAGUCAAAACGAAUUGAAAUUAAGUUCCGAUAAAAGCAGUGAAUUGAAAAUCAACCCGUUUUGGGGACAAAUCACUCAAUGCUUUGAAAGUCAUUUAAGUAUUUACGUGGAGGCGCAGGACAAGAAUCUCUCCAAACUUGUCGACCAGUUUGUCGACGAACACCAAAAGCUCUCCAAAACUGAAAUCGUUGUCUCAGAAGUGUUCCCAACGAGUGGUAAACUAUUCACGCAAUACAAGAUGUGUUUAGUGACGUGUGUGUCGCUAAGCAAUAGACAACCGCUCGUUCUCUUGUCGACAACAUUCCAGAAGUAUCUGAGAGAAUACGCGCAUCGAGUUCUUCAGAGCAAUCUUCCGCGUGUGGGCGCCUUCUCCUCCUCUAUCACCAGUCUCUCCAAUACCAUCACAAGUGCGGCCAAUACUCGUGAAGGAGUGCUGUCAGCCGCCAGUUCUGCGGCCGGACUUCUCCAGAGUUUUCUCAAAGAAGCCGAGGGAGGAGUNUUUACUGGAAUUACUUUAAGAGAGAGUCAAAACGAAUUGAAAUUAAGUUCCGAUAAAAGCAGUGAAUUGAAAAUCAACCCGUUUUGGGGACAAAUCACUCAAUGCUUUGAAAGUCAUUUAAGUAUUUACGUGGAGGCGCAGGACAAGAAUCUCUCCAAACUUGUCGACCAGUUUGUCGACGAACACCAAAAGCUCUCCAAAACUGAAAUCGUUGUCUCAGAAGUGUUCCCAACGAGUGGUAAACUAUUCACGCAAUACAAGAUGUGUUUAGUGACGUGUGUGUCGCUAAGCAAUAGACAACCGCUCGUUCUCUUGUCGACAACAUUCCAGAAGUAUCUGAGAGAAUACGCGCAUCGAGUUCUUCAGAGCAAUCUUCCGCGUGUGGGCGCCUUCUCCUCCUCGAUCACCAGUCUCUCCAAUACCAUCACAAGUGCGGCCAAUACUCGUGAAGGAGUGCUGUCAGCCGCCAGUUCUGCGGCCGGACUUCUCCAGAGUUUUCUCAAAGAAGCCGAAGGAGGAGUGAAAGUGUUGUCUAAAAGCGAGUUAUGCCAAGUCUGUAGUGUUUUAUUGACCGCUAAUUACUGUUUGGAGACAACACAACAAUUGGAGAAAAAAUUACAGGAAAGAGUUGACCAGACAUUGACUGAUAAAAUCAAUAUGAGUCCCGAACUCGAUAUCUUUCAUGGCAUUAUUUCAAACUGUAUUCAACUUCUAAUACAUAAUAUCGAAGCCGGAUGUGAGUCGGCCUUCAAUUUGAUGAUUAAAACUCAAUGGUCAACUGUUGAGACACCGAUUGGUCAAAGUUCUUACAUAACAAGCAUAUCGUCAAACCUUCAGCAGGCGUUCCCAUACAUACGGGACAAUCUACAGGAGGCGCGCAAAUACUUCACCCAACUCUGCAAUAAGUUUGCCUCGACUUUCAUUCCCAAAUAUAUCGGACACCUAUUUAAGUGCAAAUCUCUGAGUCAGGGCGGGGCUGAACAGCUACUACUGGACACGCAUACGCUUAAGAAAGUGUUGAUAGAGUUACCAUGUUGGGAGUCCACUGUGAAGACCGCUCCCGCCAGCUAUACUAAGACUGUCAUCAAAGGCAUGACUAAGGCUGAGAUGAUUCUGAAGGUAGUGCUCGUCCCUCACGAACGCGUCGACCCAUUCAUUGAAAGUUAUAUCAAACUAUUGCCCGAUUCUGAUAACAAUGAGUUCCAGAAAAUACUUGAUAUGAAAGGAGUGAAAAGAGCCGAAUCCACACAAUUGCUCGACGCUUUCAAGAAUAGGCCCAUUUCUAAAGAGAUCAAUGAUAUGACCUCUAAUCCCAUGUCUAAUGAAACCAUUUCAGACCAAAAUAAUGACUACGAAUCCAGUCGUAUAAAGCGUUUGGAAAAGUUGAUCAAAAAGAGUGAAGAGAUAUUCAGAUGUAUUGCCACCGAAAGGACGACUCGAUUGGAUGUGAUGUUAAUAAAUGUGAGUGAUUUGACAUCUCUUUGUAGCGGCGAUUGUGACCAUUGGUUAGACAUCGACAGAGAAGGCUAUCUAUUCGUCAAAUACAGAAACGACAGUCUCUUUAAUCACUGGAAGAGUGAGUCGUUUAUCGAGAGGUUUGUUAGACUUAAAGGCAAUCUUCUGGUGAUAAUCGCCACUAAGACUAUCAACGACUCGAUUGACACGAAUUGCGCGACGAAUACAGCGAACGACAGAUGUCUUCAUAUAAUUGUUUUGCAAGAAUUUGCCAUCAAAUUGAUAGACGAGUCCAACAAAUACUAUGAGUUCGUCAUUGAAUUGAAUCGAAACGAAUUGAUCCGAAGUUUUCAUUUCGCGACCAUUUCUCACAACGAAAGAGACGAAUGGAUCCAAACCAUCCAUUUGAAUAUCUAUAUGAAUGACGAGAAGAAGUUAAUGAAUUGCAUUACAUAUUCCAUCGGAGAAGUGAAGACCGAAUUCCAACGCAACCAAAUGCGAGCCCUUGAAUGUCACCUUAGAUUAGUUAAUGUAUUGACCGAAUCGUUGAAUGAGAUCAGUCUCUAUCAGACACAACACAGCUUUAGGCCCUCCACUGCAAAGAGUGAUUUAUUUCUUCAGUUCAUUCCAAUCAACUUUCAUUUGCAGAGAUGUCUGGUCUCGGAAUCAAAUUCAAAUCGACGCAAAUUUCGUGAUAUAUUUACUGUCGGCGCCUAUUGUUGUCAUUAUUUAGGCUUUAAAAGCGGAGGAAUGAAAGAACUAUUUGACACUAAAAACAAUGCAAAUAAUAUUGCAUUAUAUAAGACAUGGAAUGCAAUGAAAAAUUUUUUCAAAAUAAGUUCACUUAGAGAUAGAAUUUAUUCCGAAUUGAGAGCAAUGGUUAAUAGCAUUGACGGCCAAACCGUUGAUAUUCAC